GAGAGAAACGAGAGAGAGAGAGGAAAAAUGUGCCCAAAGCAAAAGCAAAAACACCGGAGCUCCUCCACCUCCGCCACCACUACCGCCGCCGCGACAACCCCCGAUUGGAUCCAAGAAACGAUCAACGGUGGAUCUCUCAAACACGUGGACCUCGACAAAGGAUCCAACGGCUGGGCCUCACCGCCCGGCGACCUCUUCAAUCUCCGGGAACCAAACUACUUCUCCAAGAAGCAAAAAUCCUCCACCGGCUCAUCUCUCCUCCACACCGUCGCCGUGGACUGGCUGAAAUCGCCCCACGGAAAGCUUGAUCACGUACUUUCUCGUCCCGACAAUCGAGUAAUAACCAGUCUUAGAAAAGCCCAGUCCCACGGUCAGUCCUUGAAAUCGUUCAUCAUCGCCGUCAAUCUUCAAGUUCCGGGCCGAGAUCAUUACAGUGCGGUCUUUUAUUUCUCCACUCUCGAUGAGCCCGUUCAGCCCGGUUCACUCCUCUACAAGUUCAUAAACGGCGAUGAUCAGUAUCGGAACAAUCGAUUCAAAAUUGUGAACAAAAUUAUCAAAGGCCCAUGGAUUGUGAAGGCUGCUGUGGGGAAUUACUCGGCCUGUUUGCUUGGUCGGGCUUUGAAUUGUCGGUAUUUUAGAGGUGAAAAUUAUCUUGAGAUUGAUGUUGAUGUUGGGAGCUCGGCUAUUGCGAGUGCGAUUUUGCAUUUGGCUUUGGGAUAUGUGACUGCGGUGACUAUUGAUAUGGGGUUUCUUGUUGAGGGUCAGAGUGAGGAGGAAUUGCCGGAGAGGUUGUUUGGGGCUGUUAGGGUUUGUCAAAUGGAGAUGUCAUCGGCGACGGUUGUUGAUGCGACGCCGGCGAGGAAAUUGGUGGCUAAUUGUCAUGGCCAUUUCCAUCUAAAUCGAGUUCAAGCUGAGGAUGAUGAUGACAAGAAUGAUUAGGAUUUCUGAAAGUGGUAAGGUUUUUUUGGUGUAUUAAUUUUCAUUAGUGAUUUUGGGAAAACCCUUCUAUGGGAUUGAUGGUUGUAGAUAAUAACUGUUGGCAAUGUUGGGUUUUCUCUCUGUGGAAUCCGUGCUUUAUGGCUUUGGAAAUUCUAAUUAUUAUCCAAAUUUAACUUCUAAGAAUUGUGCAUUGUGAAGCUCAGCAAGCAAUAAUGACCAUGUAUAUUAGAAUUUGGGGGCACUUAUUGUGCGCUCGUAAUUCUGAUGAUUAUGUAUUUAUUCCAUCUAUCCACCAAAAGAUUCUCGAUGAAUGGAGAUCUAACUCA
Ilex paraguariensis (yerba mate) is the source of this 1265-nucleotide messenger RNA. NCBI's taxonomy places the organism in Eukaryota, Viridiplantae, Streptophyta, Magnoliopsida, Aquifoliales, Aquifoliaceae. The record is from the annotation of a GenBank genome assembly.